GUAAAAGAACGUGUAAACAUAUACGAGAGACAUCUAACUAUAAUUUGAUCUGCUAUGAAGAAACAUGUUGGGAUUCGAUGUGCACGUUAUUUACGUGUUCUCGCGGCAUUCGAAUCAAGAAUUGCACUGUUUAUUUAGAUAGUGAACUCAAAGUAUAAUAAUAGGAGAAUGAUUGGUUGGUCCAAGAAAAUGUCAAUCAUUAUUAGUGGACCAAUGGUAAGGGUCAUUGUGCUAUAUUAAGACAAAAUGGCGACCGAAACAGGUCGGGAAGUAUGUGAUGCAAAAGAGUGUAAUACAAACAGUUGGAUACCUGGAAGACAAUGUGUUUUAGCUAGAUUACCAAGUGGAAUUGGGCACGAACAAUUUCAUUCCUCGUUUUAUGAGGCAUUGUCUAAACUUCAAGACUGUAAAGAUAAACCAGUUAAAGAAAAAGCAGCCUUACUAGUGGUCAUAUGGAAAUCACUGGGUGCUUGUGCCUCUAGCCUGAAUGAAGUGUCCAAUGUCUUUCAGUUUUUGUUCAGUGAGACAUCUUUGGUUAUCUUAUCAAGAGAAUGGGCUGAUGUGAAUCCAGUCCUGAAGGAACGCUUGCAAACAGUCAUUAAAGAAUGUAGCCAGUCAUUGUGUCAGUUAGUAGAUGAAGCUGCCCGAUUAUGUGGAGUAUUGACCAUGGCUCUUCAUGAUCCAUGGGGAGAAUCUUUACUUAGAGAACUUCUGACCUCCCCUGAAGGUUCUUUAGUAUCUUUUGAUAAUAACUGCUUCACUAAAGAUGGGAUACAGCCAGAAGGACUAUUGCUGAAGAGAAUAGAACAAUUGUCGGCUGUUGGCUGUGAAGAUGCAGCUUUACAACUGUGUAAAAUUUGUCUUCAGUGUCACCAGAACUCUUGUGAAACUCGGAGUUUUGUGAAUGCAAGUUAUGGCCCAGAAACUUCGGAACAGGAAAUUGAGGGAACCUUCAUUGACUGGCUACUUAGGCUUCUACAUAGAACUGGUAGACUUGCAGAACUUGUCAGAGAGACCAUGAAGUACACUUGCCAUGAUGGCGUAAGAUUGAUAAGGAGGGUACAACAGAGCAACGAGCCUGACUCGCUUGACUUAGCAGAAGUUCUAACUCAUGCUUUUUUAGUGGGUGAUUUUCUUCAGACUUCAACCUACUGUUGCACAAAGGAACUGAUGGUUCUAUGGUGUGACAUACAAGUUGAAAAAGACAGGGAAUUAGAGGAGGUGUUCAAGGCUGUGAAGAUGUUAUUGGUCUGUUAUGCUGCUACCAGUGCACACUUUUAUCUUUUUGUUGACAUCCUGUGGGAGAAGUAUGGGCCAAGUUUGUUUCCAUUAUACAUAGAGAUGUAUGUACGAGGCUUGACAUCAGACCUGAACUAUCUAGAAGCAAUAAGUAUUAAAGGGAGCACUGAUGAAGUAAAAGAGCUACAAGUUCACAUAUCUUCUGUUUACAAUAAAUUUGGUACACUUUUUGCCAGUAGAUGGCCAGUCGUAGCAUAUGAGUGUGUUUUGAGUUCAUUUAGUUUAGACCCAACUGAUGACAAGAUCAGUGUUUUGUACAAUCUCCAUAAGAGCAUAUAUGGCGAGCAAGAAGACACUGAAAUUAAUGACAUUUUACAUUUGGCUCGUAGUUCUGGAGGUAAUGUCACUUCAGUGUCCCAAAUAGAGUGUAAAUGUGGUGGAAGAUGUUCUACGCCUUCAGAGGAACCAGAAAUUCUAGCCAGUUUGUAUCAUGAUGGAAGGCCUCCUUACAUUUAUAACUAUAGUCAUCCUAUUUUGGACACGCAUAUUCCAGGGGUUUCAUUUUCAUUGUUAAAAGACCUUGUUAUGGUGUUAGAAUGUCUGAGGUGCCAACUAUUAAAAGCAAACAAGUGCUGGAAGGAAGUGGAAUCACUUUGUAAAUCGUACAUUGCAAACAAUUGUAAACUGAAUGUUGCCAUGCAGUAUAGCAGCUCUUUAGGUAAGGAGACUGAUUUAGUGUCAGAUCACAGAGUGUGUCUACCAGCUGUUAUGGAAACAUGUUAUUUAAAUAGAACAAAAGAAAAUUAUUAUUGUUAUACUCAGAAUGAGGUGAACACACCACUUUCUUGUGCAAGCAGUUUUCCUUCUGAUGUAAGCAGAACUUUAUUUAUUCAAAAAAGUAUAUCAUCUAGUAUGAAUAAGACUUUAUAUUCUGUAACUACAGUGCCUUCUAGCAUAAGUACAGUUUUCCCUAGUGCAAUUAAUCCUUACAAUACAAACUUAAGCAUCCCAUGUGAAAAAAAUACACCAAUUAUGAACUUAUCAUUUCCUUUGGAAAAUGAUAUAUCUACCAGAAUUAAUGCAAAUUCACUUAAUUUAAACGUUAUGUCUCCCAACAACAGAACAUCGCUUUUUGCAGACAGUUUGUCUCCCGUUGCUAACAUAAUCUCACCUUGUACAAAUAAUGUUUCAUCUGAUAUGAACAUAUCCUUAAAUAGGGCAAGCAGCGUGUCUUUUAGCAUUAAUACCGUUCCACUCCAUGCAAAAAAUAUUUUUCAAGCCAUCGACACUACAUUACCAAGUGGAAGCAAUGAGUCUAGUGUUGAUAUGAAGUCAUCCUGUACUGUAACUCCAUGCACUGAAACAUUUGUACCUAGCACACACACUAUGUCCUCAACCAUUAGUACACCUAUACAUGAGAAAACAAGUUUAUCUUGUCAAAAUAACUUGUCUCCAAGCGUAAAUACAAUAUUGCCUUUUUCCUGUGAAAGCACUGUAUCUUCUAUCAGUGGUACAGCUGUGUGUUAUACAAGUAGUACGUUCACUGUUAAUAAUGUGGAAAAUGAACUCGUGUCCACAACUGUUGCUGAAACUACUGAAGAUAGUGUGUGUGGUUUUGGUAAAGAACAAGAAUCUGAGAAUGUUAAGAGGAGAAAAACAUUGAGUGAAUGUGAAAAGGAAAGUCAUUAUUUGAGUGAGGUUCCAUCUGUAACAGGUGAUUCUUUCAAAACAGGUCUUAUGCCAUCUGAGGUAAUUUUACCAAGAGUUGAGGUGACCACUGCUGAAUCAGUGAAGCCUACUGAUACACAGACUGUAAAGGUAGUUUUAUCUAGACUGGACUUAGGAAGUGUGAAAUCUAUAUACAUCCCAAAAGUUGUGGACAAUUUUGAAAAGACAUCUACUUCAAAAGUCAAGUCAGUUGUGAAAAAACCAGUUGUGGUAUUGUCAGAUAUACUCUCCCCAAAGUUUCUCUCUGAUCCAAACACUACACAUUUUGUGCAGCAAGCACUUAUGAAGCAUCAUGGUAUUGAAGCAAAAAGAAAAAGUUCAGAUGUGGAUACUGGACAAAGCACUAAGAAGCUGAAAGUUACAGUUGUAAAGUUAAUGACACCUGAAGAUAGAGAGUCUGAGAAAUUUGUGUCAAAAAGUUUUAGAAAAGACUUUCAAAGUACUCGGGAUAAUUCAUUGGGUCCUUUUGUAAGUACGUGUUCUGUAUAUGGAGACAAAAUGAGUGUGCACUCAAAGAAAGAAGCGUCGUGUAGUCCCGUCUCUCCUAUGAACUUAGAAUUUUCAUCUCUAGAGUCUAAGCCAUGUGUAGCCCAGGGAAAGUCGCAUGAAACAGGACAAUCUGAAGUUUCUAUUGGUGUUUCUAGUCCAGGGGAAAACUCCUCUAUCAUUCAAUGUAAAAAGAUAAAUGACUUAUCCUUGAGUAAUCUCAAAACAGUUUCACCAAGUAUGAAAAACUCUGUCAACCUUUUGUAUGGAACUGUGAAUUCUUCAUUACAAAGAGAGAAAGAACUAGUUCAGAGUCAUAUGCAUGAUGUAGAUAAAAAAGCCAGUGACCAUAGAGGAAGAAUAAAAAAAACAAAUUCGAACCUUCCACAAAUUGUUGAAACACAUAGUACAUCUAAUGAUACAUGCACCAUAAACUCUAUAGCUCAGGAAGAAAGUUCUGAUGAAUCACAAAGAUUAAAUAUUAGAGAAGCAAAUGAAAGUGCCCAGAAUAUUUCAGUUGAAGAUGCUGCAAGUGGGGUGCAAUUACAAAGAUCUCACAACUGUUCUAUCUCUUUUAUAUCUUCUUUUGAAAAAUUCAUUCAAAUUGAAGAAGAAAGAAGAAAAACCUUAGAUUGUGAGAAACCUCUUGAGCCUUCAGUAUCUUUAUCUAAAGAUUAUUUGGAUACUGACAAUACAAAACGAAAGAGUUUGGUAUGUAAAGAAUCAUUCCAGAUUUCAUCAUCUAUGGAUCAAGAAAUAAGUCAGAUUAACUGUGAAAAAAAUGAAAAUAUUAAUUCUGCUAAAUCAUCUGAGAAUUGUUUAUCUUCUGUGGAAUUAAAAAAAAGCAACAUGAUUGUUAAGGAAAGUGAUAAAGCAAAACAGUGCAGUCAUCCUUCAGGUAAUGAGAUGAAAUGUUCUAUUUUAGAUGAAUCGGCAUCACUGCAGUUUGCAACAUCUUGCUCUACAGAUGAUAAAAGUGAAAAUUCAUCAUCAUUACUGUCUAGCUUUUAUGAUAAACAGGUAAAAAAUACAAGUCCUUCAUACAGUUAUGGAAACUUUAACAGUUCUAAUUCUGUGAAUAUCAUACCAGAAGAGUUCACUAGUAAACUUACAGAUAAUUUUGAAUCUAGUCCUGAUGGUAAAGGCAUAGAAAAAAUGGAUAUUAGAGGAACCAAAGCUACAUCUUGGACUUCUAUGUCAAGUGAUAGUGAAAUGAGAAAUUUUAUGGAUGAAACAAUAGGACUUCAAAGAGAUGAAGCUAUUAAUGUAGAUAAGAAUAAUAUAUUCAAUGUAAUGAUAUGUAGUAGUAGUACUGAGACUAUGUCAUCAGCUAGUCUACCCGAGUUGCAUGAUUGUGGUAACUCCAUACCCGACUCUUCAGCCAGUAAGGUGCGUCUACUAGUGAAAAAAUGUACAUCUCAGCAAAAAAGUUCUUUGAAGGAAGAUAAACAACUAAUUGGGGAUUCAGGAUCAGAAUGUGUAGCCCACCUUUCUCCCUUGUAUAGUUUAACCCUUAAUGAUAAGUUGUAUUCUAGGGCACUUUAUUCUAAUGUGAUGUUAGGUCAUGAAAGAGACAAAGCAAUAAAGAACUCAAAAAUUGAAGUGAAAUCUACUCUUGUAUCAGAAGGAAACAUAUGUACUACCAGUUUCAAUACACCAGCAUUAGAAGAGGAAGAUUGUAAAAUGGAAAUGCUUUUAUCUAAUAAAACAACAGCACCUGUAUUAUCAGUUGUAACUUCUGAAGAAAGAUCAUCCAUUAUGAUGAGAAAAAUACACAGAAUUCCUGUUUUUUUGACAAACAGACCAUUUGUAGGUACAGCAAAGAAGGAGGUUCUGGAAGUUUCGAAAGGAUCAGAUUGUAACUCUUAUUUAACCAAACCUAUCAUUGAAACAGCUACAUGUUCUGCUUUCCCCAGUGUAGGAGAGAGUAAAAUGUUUGAGACUAGAAGCAUUAAGCCAGAGCAUCAGAAGGAUAGAACAGAGGCAUCUGAUGGUGAAAUUAGAUUUGGAGCCAAACUUGUAAAUAGAGGUGGGAAGGAAAUUGCUGGAAAACUUAUUAUUCCAGUGAGUAACAUCAGUAAUCCUGCUUUGAAGACUUUACUCUUUAGUACAACUAUUAAAUCUGGAGUACUAAAAAAUUAUAGUUCACUGGGGGAUUCCAAAACAAAUACUGCAGUAUCAGUCAUGAAUUCUAAACCCCUGAUGUCUGUAUGUACUGAAAAAAAAGGACGAGAGGAAAAUACAACCCAAAACAUGAAGACGUCUAUGCAUGUGAUGAAAGUGCAAAACACACCAGUGAUCAAUUCUUUGCCAUUUCAAAGUAUGAACAGUGAUUCACCCAUCAACGUAAUAUUAAAAGAUGGUGAUUUCAAUCAGUUGGGUAAAAUAACACCAGGAAAAUCUAUUUCGAUUCCUUCUGUUGAAGGUGUACAGGGGAAAUUAGACAUCUUCUGCAACGCUACAAUGAAAACAGUAAAUUCUGUUUCAGUUGAUGGUUCAUUAGAUACAGUAAACUUCUCUUGUAAGGUGUCAAGAGGAACUGUAAACCCCAGUCCUUUCAUUCAAGCUAUACCAGAAGCAGUAAACUUUGAAAUUUUUGUUGAAGAUGAAUCAGAGACAGCAAGUGCUUUCUCUGAUUCUGAGUUGAUAGCAGGAAGAAUAAGCUCCACUUUUACUGGUAAAAUGGCAUCAAAAACAAUAGACUUGGUUCCAUUAGAAACAGUAAGUUCCAGACAGUCUGUUAAAGAUUCACUGAAAACAAGAUCAACCUCUUCUAGUAAGGUGACAUCAGAAAUGCUAAACUACAUUCCAUCUGUUAAAGUUACAUCAGAAACAGUAAACUCUACUCCUUCUAAUCCUGUGACACCAAAAACUGUAAACUUUACUCCAUCUGUUAAAAUGCAGAGGACAGAAAGCUCCACCUCUAAUGUUCAAGUGACACCAGGAACAUUAAAUUUCACUCCUAUUCGUGUGACAACAAGAACAGUAAAUUUCACUCCAUCUACUCUUAUGACAAACAUAAAAGUAAAUUCCACGUGCUCUGUGAAAGCUACUACAAAGACAGUAAAUUCCAUUUCUUCCGUUCAAGUGACACCAGGAAUAUUAAACUCCACCUCUUCUAUUCCAGUGACACCAGGAACAGUAAUCUCUACUCCUCUUGUUCAGGUCAAAAAAAUAAUAGGAAGCCCUGUUUCUGCUGAUCAUAUAACACCAGGAACAAAAAAUUUCACUCCUAUUGUUUGUGUAGCACCAGGAUCAGUAAACUCUACCUCUUUUACCCAGAUGACACCAAGAACAUUAAACUCUACUUCAUCUUUUCGUAUACAAGAUACUUCAGAGAUAGUAAAUUCUGCUUCUGUUGAUGUCACAUCAGAAACAUUAAACUCAACCCCAUCUAUUCAAGUGAUUCCAGGUACAAUAAACUCCACUUCUCCUAUUCAUGUGACAUCAGAAUCUGUAGACUAUAUUCCUCUUGUUCAAAUGAAAAGAACGUUAGGAAGUCUUAUUCCUACUGGAAUAUAA
Limulus polyphemus (Atlantic horseshoe crab) is the source of this 6975-nucleotide messenger RNA. RefSeq lists its product as uncharacterized. The record is from RefSeq and is a predicted model, not a curated record. Bases 247 to 6975 code for a protein of 2242 amino acids. NCBI's taxonomy places the organism in Eukaryota, Metazoa, Arthropoda, Merostomata, Xiphosura, Limulidae. The transcript is spliced from 7 exons.